UGCCAAACUCCAAAAAAAAUAUCGCCAACGUCUAUCACGACGACGAUAUCCCCCCUCCCUCCCCAUCUGAGCCCACUCCGCCACGACCACCCCUUCCACAUAGGCAUACCGAGUAAGACGCAGAAAAAGUAUCCCGCACAUCAUCACAAUGGCAGCUCCCGUGGGACCCCUCCCGCAGGUGAAGCUGCCCUCGGGCCCGUCCCCCGUGACGGCCGAGCAGCGCUACUGGAAGUCCUUCAAGAACCAGCUCCAGAUUCCCUCGCCGACGUCUUACCCAAUCACUCACAUCUCGUCGACUUCGGCGGACGGCCUCUUCGCCGUCACCACCGGCACCCGCGUGCAACUCUACUCGUCGCGCACCCGCAAGCUCGAAAAGACCAUCACACGUUUCGCCGACGUCGCCCGCUCCGGUUCCCUGCGCCGCGACGGCCGCGUGCUCGUCGCUGCCGAGGACACCGGGCGCAUGCAGGUAUUCGACACCCACUCGCGCUCCAUCCUCAAGACCUGGACCAAGCACCGCCAGCCCGUCUGGGCCACGCGCUUCUCCAACACCCAGCCCACGACGCUGCUCUCCGCCUCCGACGACAAGACCGUCCGCCUCUGGGACCUCACGGCCAACGACCCGACGCAUACCUUUGUGGGCCACGCCGACUACGUCCGUUGUGCCGAGUUCUUCCCUGCCACGUCUCCCUCCGGCGCGAGCAACAUGGUCGUCUCGGGCUCCUACGACUCCACCGUUAAGAUCUGGGAUCCCAGAAUAGGCUCCAACGCGGCCGUCAUGACCUUCAAGCACGCCGCCCCCGUCGAGUCCGUCCUGCCCCUGUUCUCGGGAACCACCCUGCUCGCUGCUUCGGGCGCCAACGUCUCCGUCCUGGAUCUCGUCGCCGCCCGCCCCAUCCACCAGAUCUCCAACCACCAGAAGACCGUCACCUCCCUCAGCCUCGCCUCCAACGGCACCCGCCUCGUCACCGGCGGCCUCGACGGCCACGUCAAGGUCUUUGAGACGACGGCCUGGAACGUCGUCUCCUCCACCAAGUACCCCUCGCCCAUCCUCUCCCUCCGUGUGCUCUCGGCCUCCGACUCCCCCGACCACGCCGACCGCCACCUCGUCGUCGGCAUGCAGUCCGGCGUGCUCUCCAUCCGCACGCGCCUCACCGGCCCCGAGGCCACCCGCCAAAAGGAGCGCGAGCGCGAGAUGGCCGCCCUCAUCGCCGGCACACUCGACCAGCACGACCGCGUCACCAAGACGCGCAAGCGCAAGGUCGCUGCCCACCGUCGCCUCGAGGCCCUCGGCGAGGGCCAGGCCGAGGUCAUCGUCGCUCAGGACGCGCGCGUCUCCCGUACCAAGGAGACAGCGUGGCAGAAGGCGCUGCGGCACGGGCGCUACGCCAGCGCGCUGGACCAGGUCCUCGACCCACAGGGCAAGGACCACUCGCCGCUCGCGGUGCUGACGCUGCUGCUGGCGCUGCGGCACCGGUCGGCGGUGCGGGACGCGCUCGAGGGCAGGGACGAGAGGACGGUGCAGCCGGUGCUCAAGUGGACGUGCAACCACAUCAUCGACCCGCGGUACGUCAGCGUCUGCGUCGAGGUCGGCCUGGUGCUCGUGGAGCUGUACGCCGAGUACGCCGCCGCGAGCGCGGAGCUGUUCGAAGGCUUCCGGACACUGAGGCGCCGCGUCGGGAACGAGGUCGAAAAGGCGCAGCUCGCGUGCGAGACGGGCGGCAUGGUCGAGAGCCUGAUGAUGGGGUCUGCCUAGUGGGACGGUUUCUGAAUCGGGAUGGUUUUGAUUUCUGUUUUUUUCUCCCUUUUCUGGGUUUAGAUGUUUUGUGUGACGUACGAGGUUGUUCUGGGCAAUCCUCGGUUGACCGGUGCGUAUACCAGGCCUCUCAGGUUUCUCGAAGGAAUCGGAGAUGACAACGACGAGGUUUGUGCCUUGUCAAGAAAAGGGGCGGGAGAGAGGGGAUGGAAGGAGGGACCACGAUCCGUCCCCCGGCGGAGGGAUGUCCGAUUGUGGAAAUCGUACCUUGUUGGUCACUGAUGCAUUGCGAUGGCGUUGGGGGAUCAAGGAAAAACAAGAUAAAAGAGACGAGGAAGAAUAAUUGUGUGUUGAUAUAGAAUGUGCCCAACCUAUCUAUCUACCUUACCCGAAUACGCCGUUAGAGGCGGGCCGGACAUUCAAAAAUCAGAAUAUCAUCCAGGUCUCUCUGGGUCCAAGCUAC
This is a messenger RNA of Colletotrichum navitas, 2219 nucleotides long. Its product is annotated as WD domain-containing protein. Lineage: Eukaryota; Fungi; Ascomycota; Sordariomycetes; Glomerellales; Glomerellaceae. The coding region runs from base 149 to 1756 and encodes 535 amino acids. Gene Ontology annotation, biological process: rRNA processing; positive regulation of transcription by RNA polymerase I. Gene Ontology annotation, molecular function: protein binding. The transcript has a single exon. The record is from RefSeq and is a predicted model, not a curated record. Gene Ontology annotation, cellular component: nucleolus.